Messenger RNA from Podospora pseudocomata, 1126 nucleotides. RefSeq lists its product as uncharacterized. The transcript has 3 exons. The record is from RefSeq and is a predicted model, not a curated record. NCBI's taxonomy places the organism in Eukaryota, Fungi, Ascomycota, Sordariomycetes, Sordariales, Podosporaceae. Bases 1 to 606 code for a protein of 201 amino acids.
AUGUCGACUCAAGGUCUCCUUGCAAAGGGCGUUCCCCCUCAACCCCUCUGGCUCCUCUACAUCAAGAUCGCGAUUUUGGUGCUCUCACUCGUCACACUCGCUCUCGGUGCUUGGGCCGUAUCAAUCUUUGGUGGCUAUGCUGGAGGAUAUGGUGGCCCAACUGGCGCCGGUGGUCUUGUCAUCUUCACAGCUAUCUGGUCCUUCAUCGUCUACGGCGGCGCCGCAGCCAUUGAGAUCUUGGCCCCUCACUUCUUCUAUCGCAUCGGUGCUCUGGUCGGUUACAUCCUCCACAUCAUCUUUUGGCUCUCCGCCUGGGCCUGGUCUGCCAGCGCCGCUUCCUUCUGGCUCUCGUACACGUAUGGCAUUGGUUUCUACGACUCUGCGUGGAAGAGAGAGGGCCAGGCUCUCGGUGCCUGCGCCGGUCUCGGUGCUUUGAUCUGGGUUCUUUCCAUUGUGCACUUGGUCUUCUUCAUCCGUGCCUCCCUGGCUGAUCCUGAGGGGUCUGGCCCGGCCCCUGGCACCGCCGGCCAAGCUGAGCUCGGCCAGGUCAAGCCUGAGCAGCAGUACCCCGCACAGCAGACCUAUCCUGUCCAGCAGACUCAAUAGAUGCGCUUCAUGCAGGUGAAGCUGCACGUUGGUCUGUGAGGGUGGUGAAGGAAAUUGAGUUGGUGUCGUCACGCCAGAUGAGAGGUUGCAGUCGGGGACGGGGAAUGAGUUUGAUGUUUUCUUUUAUUGUUCAUGAUACCAAAUGGCAAGCGAUGGGCUAUAAUGGAGUUGGAUAUUUACUGGAUGGGAGUUGCUUUCCUUGUUUUGAUUUGGAUGGCGACGGAGUGAGGCACAGAUACCCCUAUCGAUGAAACUGAUUAUGGAGUGAAGUUGAUUUGUGCCGUUUGCAUGACCCGUCAGCAGUAUAGGCAAGGAAUAUUUAAUAGCUAUUUUGCUAAUUUCCUCUCCUCUUCAAAUCCUCCUUUCCGAUUAAAACUUCUCUAGACAAUGGAUCUCACCUGUUCGCCCAAGGUUUAAAUUGGACAACAUUCCGGUGGGUAUUUACUCCGUGGCAUGAAACUACCUAUAUAAAUGAAACAGCUCAGGUAGUCAUGUAGAUGAACACCCCAAAAGAAAAUAU